This is a messenger RNA of Monascus purpureus, 540 nucleotides long. NCBI's taxonomy places the organism in Eukaryota, Fungi, Ascomycota, Eurotiomycetes, Eurotiales, Aspergillaceae. The record is from the annotation of a GenBank genome assembly.
AUGCCGAUCCUUGGUUUUCAUGCAGAUGUAAAUAUUGUGAUUGAUUACGUGGAAAAUGUGAAAAAUGAACCUGAUAAGGUGAAUGUCUCUUUCGCAGCUGGUAUCAGGGCAGAUGUCACAGAGAGAGCAUUGUUCAUCUCGCUGUCAGAUGAUUCAGAUACCACCACGUUACUGUUCCUCGCAUUCGAUGGGCUUUUUAAAGAGAUGUUUGCAGCAUCAAUCCAAGCAAAUGCAGCGCAGGCAUUGCGGGCCGCCAUUUUGCCUCUCAUAACAACUGAAUUUGGCACCGUUUUCGAUGUGAAUAUCACCAUUGGAAUCCAGACCUUCCCACUGACGGUCGAUACUGGCAGUAACGACAUCUACGUAAUGCAGACUGGCUACAGUUGGUCAGUUCCACUGCCAAAAUCGAUCCUCAACAUAUCGCUCGCCUUCGGCGUCAGGUAUGGUGAUGAGUUCGCCGUGGACAACAUCACGCUCAAGGGACAGAAGGGACUGCAAAUGUCUCAGACCCCAUGGGCGAUGGAGUCAACAGCGGGCUGA